UCCUCGUGAGAGAAGGAAAAGUUUGAAAGCAUAAACCCAAACUCCAACUUUUCGAACUCUGCAGCAUCAACCAAUCUGUUAAAAUUCUUCUCUAGAAAAGAUGUUCCUGCGUGUGGCUGCAGCAAAUUUGCUGAAAAAACUUCGGUUUCCUGCUUCUUAUGCCUCCCCUGCCUCCACAGUAACCACCACAAAUGAACUUUCCGUUAAGCUCAAACUUCCCCGUUGGUACCAAACUGGUGGACAUGGUUGGAGGAUAAAUCUUAGGGAUCCCUGUUUAUGGAUUGUUAUAUCUGGACAUGUAGCAAUGACUUUAGGAAUUAGUGCCAACGCCACAUUUGCAGAAAAUGCGACAACUGAAGCAUCUUCUAACAAUGACCUGGGAGAUGACUUAGUUGGCUUGAGAAAGAUUGAGGAUGGUUCUGUCGUAUCAAACAUACAUACAGCAAAAUGGAGAGUCUUUACUGAUAAAGCGAGAGAAUUUUUUCAGCAGGGAAAACUAGAUGAAGCUGAAAAACUCUUCCUUUCUGCUAUACAAGAAGCUAAAGAAGGUUUUGGCGAGCAAGAUCCGCAUGUUGCUUCUGCAUGCAACAAUCUGGCAGAAUUUUACAGGGUCAAAAGGGCAUUUGAUAAAGCAGAGCCAUUGUAUUUGGAAGCCAUCAAUAUAUUAGAGGAAUCUUUUGGUCCUGAUGAUGUACGGGUUGGAGUUGCUGCUCACAACCUUGGGCAGUUCUACCUUGGACAGAAGAAAUUGGAAGAAGCCCGGGUUAAGUACGAGCGCGCCUUGAAGAUAAAAAGGCGUGUUCUAGGUUAUGGCCAUUCAGAAUGUUCAGAUACAAUGUUUCAUCUAGGAGUGGUGUUGUAUCUUCAAGGAAAAGAAAGGGAUGCUGAGGUCCUUAUUAAGGACUCUAUAAGAAUGCUGGAGGAAGGUGGUGAAGGGGAGUCAUCUGUAUGCAUUAGAAGACUACGUUACCUCUCACAGAUAUAUAUGAAGUCACAUCAAGUUGCUGAAGCUGAGAUGGUUCAGAGAAAGAUCCUGCAUGUUAUGGAAUUGUCAAAGGGAUGGAAUUCCUUGGCUACAGUUAUUGCAGCCGAAUCUCUGGCUUUGACCCUGCUAGCAUCUGGCAAUACAAAAGAUUCAAAAGAUCUUCUUGAAAGAUGUCUUAAUGCCAGGAAGGACUUGCUUCCCAGUGAUCAUAUUCAGAUUGGUGCAAACCUACUUCAUCUAGCGAGAGUGGCAAUGCUUGACUGCGGUCGACAUAAAAUGUUGGAUGUUUCUAAAGCUGAAGCUGAGCUUGACAUGGCAAAGAAUCAUUUGCAUAAUUCCAUAAGGAUUGCACGUGAAUGUUUACGGAAGGUAUCAAAACAAAAGGACAAGUUAAAGAGAUACAGUGAGCCCGGGGAUUCUAGAAAGGAAGGCCAAGCAGCAUUGGCCAUAUUGUUGCAAUCGCUCAAUACAUUGUCAUCAGUAGAGCUAGAAAAGCAAGAAUUGCAGAAGAUUCAGGAAGGGAAUAUUAACCUCGAGGCUCAGGAGGCACUUCUUCAAUGCAUUUCUGCUUACAAAGAGAAAUUCUGGUGACGAAAUAUUUGAUGAGAGUACACACAUGGACGGGUAGUUUGGAGAAUUAUUAUUGGACAUUGUGCUUGACAGUGGCUUCUACAAUGAUCCAAGAUAUUAGGAGUCAUGGGUGGUCCAUAGAUCAGAGUCCCUAAUAUUUUGACCGUCCUGGGCUUGGGCUGGGGCUUGGGCUGUGGUUGGGGCUGGGCUGUGGCUGUGGCUGGGGUUGGGGCUGUGGCCGGGCUGGGCUGGGGCUGUGCUCAUAGAAAUUCUGGUAACGACAUAUUUGAUGAGAGUGCACACAUGGAUGGGAGUUUGGAGAAUUAUUAUUGGACAUUGUGCUUGACAGUGGCUUCUGCAAUGAUCCAAGAUAUUAGGAGUCAUGGGUGGUCCAUAGAUCAAAGUCCCUAAUAUUUUGACCAUCUUGGGCUUGGGCUGUGGCAGGGCUGUGGCUGUGGCUGGGGUUGGGGCUGGGGCUAGGCUGUGGCUGGGGUUGGGGCUGUGGCUGGGCUGGGGCUGUGGCUGGGCUGGGGCUGUGCUCAUAGAAAUUCUGCUAACGAAAUAUUUGAUGAAAGUGCAUACAUGGAUGGGAGUUUGGAGAAUUAUUAUUGGACAUUGUGCUUGACAGUGGCUUCUGCAAUUAUCCAAGAUAUUAGGAGUCAUGGGUGGUCCAUAUAAAUCAAAGUCCCUAAUAUUUUGACUGUCCUAGGGAUGGGCUGUGGCUGGGGCUGCAACUGGGCUGGGACUGCAACUGGAGCUGUGGCUGUGAGAGUUGUUUUUUUUACAUCUUUACUUUAAGGAAACAAAAUUUUCAUCUCCUUACAUGCAUUUGAGACGCUACAAAUUAUGUUUCAUUAGCAAAUCAUUACAUGAAGGGUGUGAAUAUCUUCCAUGCAUUUCUUUCAUAUGGGUGUUUGAGAUCUGUUCCAACUU
This is a messenger RNA of Vigna radiata var. radiata (mung bean), 2488 nucleotides long. Its product is annotated as kinesin light chain 3. The record is from RefSeq and is a predicted model, not a curated record. The transcript has 18 exons. Lineage: Eukaryota; Viridiplantae; Streptophyta; Magnoliopsida; Fabales; Fabaceae. Gene Ontology annotation, molecular function: protein binding. The coding region runs from base 101 to 1576 and encodes 491 amino acids.